Dendronephthya gigantea is the source of this 3099-nucleotide messenger RNA. RefSeq names its product methylmalonic aciduria type A protein, mitochondrial-like. The transcript is spliced from 4 exons. Gene Ontology annotation, cellular component: cytoplasm. The record is from RefSeq and is a predicted model, not a curated record. Gene Ontology annotation, molecular function: GTPase activity; GTP binding. Bases 181 to 1263 code for a protein of 360 amino acids. Lineage: Eukaryota; Metazoa; Cnidaria; Anthozoa; Malacalcyonacea; Nephtheidae.
UCUUGAAGAGUUUCUCGCUAUUUAUGAUCAUUGAUCGUUUCAAAUCUAUCUAACGCUUCCCACAGACGAUUCCCGGCUCUGAAACCUUUGUGACAAACUACCAAAGCUGAUCUUUCUUGGCUGAUCUUACAUGAAGUUACAGCAAUUGGAAAAUUCUCGAGUCGAGAGGAGAAGGAACUGAUGGGGCAAUACAUCAUGUAUAGAUUUUUAAAUAAAUUUUAUAGCUUCCCAAGAAUUUCUCGGCAUCUUUCAGGGACGUCAAAGGAGGACAUUCAAUAUCUUGUUGAUGGGGUUCUAGGCAGAGAACGUGCUAGACUAGCUGAAGCAAUCACCCUCAUAGAAUCUUCUCAUCCAAAGAAGAAGAUUUUAGCUCAACAUUUGUUAAGCGAAGUUUUAAAUGUAUGUCGACAGAAUUUAUUCCAGCCUCAUUCAUAUCGCAUUGGUAUUUCAGGCUCACCUGGAGCAGGGAAGUCCACUUUUAUUGAAGCUUUAGGGACAAUAUUGACUGACAGAGAUCAUAGGGUGGCAGUACUUGCUGUGGAUCCAUCAUCUGUUACGACUGGUGGGUCAUUACUAGGAGAUAAAACACGAAUGACAGAACUUAGUAGACAUCCUAAUGCUUAUAUUCGACCAUCUCCAUCAAGAGGUGCCUUAGGUGGUGUGACUCGAUGUACAAAUGAUGCUAUAGUUCUAUGUGAAGGAGCUGGUUAUGAUACGAUCUUGGUUGAAACAGUUGGUGUAGGUCAAUCAGAACUUGCCGUCUCAGAAAUGGUAGAUAUGUUUAUCUUGUUAGUCAGUCCUGCAUCCGGAGAUGAAUUGCAAGGGAUUAAACGUGGGAUUAUGGAGGUUGCAGAUCUAAUAAUUAUUACUAAAGAUGAUGGAGACUUGAAAGCAGCUGCCAGAAAAAUGAAGGCCGAGUACAUAAGUGCAAGUAAAUUUUUACGGAGCAAGAAGUCUUUAUUGUGGAAGCCUAAGAUUCUCACCGCUUCAUCAACAAAACGAGAAGGUAUUAAUGAAGCAUGGAAUCAGGUGGACGAAUUUUUUAAAAUUAUGACUGAAUCAGGGGAACUAAAAAUGAGACGAAAAGAACAGCAUGGACUUUGGAUGUGGAGUUACAUAAAAUAUGAAGUUCUGGAAUUAUUUAAGAAACAUCCAGCUGUCAAAGAGAAUGUCAGAUAUUAUGAAGAGCAAGUUAAAAUUGGAAACAUUACACCAGGAUUAGCUGCUGAUGAAUUAUUGGGGCUGUUUUUACAAUCACGCUGAUUAAAGGAAGAAACAAACAAAAUCUAAUAAAGAUUACCAUAUUACUUGAAAUGACUCUCUUUUGUCUUGAAUAUGGGUGGAAAAGGUUUAUUUGAUGACCUAAUGUUUAAAAUGUGAUGGCCCAGUUACAACUCUAGUCGUAGUCUCCUUACCAAAGGCAAAGCCCCUAUUUUAUAUUAGGCAGUUGUUAUACCACAGAGACACCUAACAUGGUACUUCAGUAACAAAAUGGUGGGUGUAGGAUAUCGCUGUAAUAUUGAAGAGUAUAAAAGGCUCAGCCUUCAUUAGCCUCUAAAAACAAGGACAGUUGAGCUGUAGAGCAGAGGCUGUAGAGGGAGCUAUUCCCCUCCUCAUAACAUUUUAUUUUGUGUCAAAGUGGAACUUAUAACUUAUUAAUUAUUAGCUAAUCUAUCUAGUGACUAAUGAGUAGUGCCACUAGUGUAUCUAAUUAGCACAUAUAACACGGUAUUUAUUGGUUUAUUAGGCCGUGUUAUAUGUGCUAAUUAGAUACAAACUUUCAUUGAAGCGCAUGCGUGCCUUCAGUGGUCUUAAAGAACACCGCAGAUUUGGAAUUUGGAACCGAACUUGACAACUUGUGGAUAAAAUUUUAGUUAUUUUACCUAUAAAGUAAAGGAUGUCAAAUGAUGCGGUAAAAGUGGGAAUACCGUUGAUUGAUUUGUCAGUUUUUCAAGGUGAAAACAAUCAGAAUGAAUGCGUAAAUACAACAAAAUCUAUUGCAGAAGCAUGUAGAGAUUACGGUUUCUUCUAUGUUAAAAAUCAUGGCGUAAGUGAAGAAGUACAAAUAAAUUUAUUUAACGCUUUGAAGAGCUUCUUCGCAUUGCCUCUGAGAAAGAAAGAAGUGAUAAAGUCGCAAGGAACACCAGGAAUGGUGGGUUACUUUCAAUUUCAAAGUGAAACAACAGCGUACUUAGUAAAUGAUGCUCCCGACUGGCGAGAAGGGUUGUACUCUUUCGGAGACGAACUUCCAGACACACACCAAAGCAAAGAGAAAUUUCCCCUCGUUACCCAAAGAAAUUUACUGCCUGAAGAACCUGGAGAUUUCCAGGAUGCUCUUGAUGCAUACCAUAAAGAACUGAAUGUAUUGGGUUUCAAAAUCGUGAAUGCCCUCGCACAAGCCAUGGGGUUAGAAGAAGAAUUUUUUAUUCAAAAAUUUCAUCCAUAUCCUACAACCACCAUUGGAAUGUACCAUUACCUUCCUAGCACUAAUCAACCUAAUGAAAUCUGCUGUGGUGAACAUACAGAUUAUGGUAUACUUACAAUUCUAAUGCAAGAUGAUGUUGGAGGUCUGGAGAUAAGAGGUGAGGAUGGUAAAUGGAUUCCAGCACCUCCCAUUCCAGGGACAUUUGUGGUCAAUCUUGGAGAUAUGCUGGAGGUAUGGACCAAUGGUUCAUUCAAAGCCACAAUGCAUCGAGUUAGGAAGUCAAAAACUGGAAGAGAUCGUAUUUCUGUAGCGUACUUCUUUGGGCCACAGUUGGAAACUGUUGUUAGCCCUCUUCAGAUAAAGAAUCCAAUGAUUCCAUUUAAAGAAAGGGAACUGAACAGUAAUAUUGAAUUACCAGUUGUAUUUGGAGAGUUUUUGGAAAACAAAUACAGAGGCACUUUCCCAGACCAUGAUUACUAAAUACAAUAUGUCUGCAGAUGUAUUUUACCUGUCCAAAUUUAUUCUUAAGCACCACUUUUAUCAUCCUCUGCCAGGAGAACUAUUAGGGGCUAGUGGUGUACUGCAGCUAAUUGCCAAAAUUUAGUAGAUAAUUUCUAUAUUAAUAAAGUAAAUACAAAGUGUAGACGGUGUUCACAUUGCAAUUGUUUUAUAUA